GGAAUAAUUUAAGAGGCUGCAGCUGCAGAGCCUAAAGGCAAGAAAGGAGAGCUGAUCAAAGAGCAUUCCAAGGAGCUUGGCAAUCUGCUGGAGGACCAUUUUGCUCACUGCUCUGUGUAUACUUGGUGCCUGGGAAUCAUUGCUCCAUAAAUAUUUGACUGAAUGAGCAAACUCCUGUGGAUGAGAAGGAAAGAAGAGGAAGCCAAGACGACAUUGUCAAAUCUGGCCUGCAUGCCAAGAUAGACGAGAUUAAGGAGGAGCCUGACAGAGUUUCUUGGACGUCUUGUGAAUAUUAGAAAAUACAUUUUGGAGAGGCUAAAAGGAGGCCAAGAGAUACGGUGCUCACAUUUGCUUCCAUGGAAUCCAGCCAGUCUUCCCUUGGGGAAAAAAACACACUGUGUCAAGAGAUCUUCCCUAAAUAGGAAAGAAGCUAUUAAAGGGUUUCGUCCUCCUCCUCUUUUCCUGUGCCCAAACUCUACCAGUCUCCCAUUCCAUGAAGAUGCUUUGGUGGAAGAAGAAACUCUGCCGGAGCCAUCAUCUGUGGGCCCUGGGCUGCUAUAUGCUGCUGGCCAUUGUUGCUCUGAGAUUUUCUCUCAGAUUGAAAUGUGACAUAUAUUCCCUGGAUCUGGAGUCCAGGGACUUUCAAAGCCAGCACUGUAGGGACAUCUUGUAUAAGUCCCUGAAGCUGCCAGCAAAGAGAUCCAUCAAUUGUUCUGCGAUCACUCGCGGGGACCAGGAAGCAGUGAUCACAGCUGUCCUGGACAAUCUGGAAGUCAAGAAGAAGCGGAAGCCUUUCACAGACACUGAUUACCUGAACAUGACCAGAGACUGUGAGCAGUUUAAGGCCAACAGGAAGUUCAUACAGUUCCCGCUGAGCAAAGAAGAGCUGGACUUCCCCAUCGCAUACUCUAUGGUGGUCCAUGAGAAGAUUGAAAACUUUGAACGGCUGCUGCGAGCUGUGUAUGCCCCUCAGAACAUAUACUGCAUCCACGUGGAUGAGAAGUCCCCAGAAUCUUUCAAAGAGGCAGUCAAGGCCAUCAUUUCCUGCUUCCCAAAUGUCUUCAUGGCCAGUAAGUUGGUUCGGGUGGUUUACGCCUCCUGGUCCAGGGUGCAGGCUGACCUCAACUGUAUGGAAGACUUGCUCCAGAGCUCAGUGCCCUGGAAAUAUUUACUGAAUACAUGCGGAACAGACUUUCCCAUAAAGACCAAUGCGGAGAUGGUCCUGGCCCUAAAGAUGUUGAAUGGCAAGAACAGUAUGGAAUCAGAGAUACCUACUGAGUACAAAAAGUCUCGCUGGAAGUAUCACUACGAGGUGACAGACACACUGUACCUGACCAACAAGAUGAAGGACCCUCCCCCUGAUAAUUUGCCCAUGUUCACAGGGAAUGCCUAUAUUGUGGCUUCUCGAGCCUUUGUCCAACAUGUCUUAGAGAACCCCAAAUCCCAACGAUUGAUCGAAUGGGCCAAAGACACCUAUAGCCCCGAUGAACAUCUCUGGGCCACCCUUCAGCGUGCCCCCUGGAUGCCCGGCUCUGUUCCCUACCACCCCAAGUUUCACAUCUCGGACAUGACAGCUAUUGCCAGGCUGGUCAAGUGGCAGGGCCAUGAGGGAAAUGUCAGCAUGGGGGCGCCUUAUGAGCCUUGCUCUGGAAUCCACCAGCGCGCUGUCUGCAUUUAUGGGGCUGGGGACUUGCACUGGAUUCUUCAGAACCAUCACCUCUUGGCGAACAAGUUUGACCCAAAGGUGGAUGAUAAUGUUCUUCAGUGCUUAGAAGAGUAUUUACGUUAUAAGGCCAUCUAUGGGACUGAACUCUGAGAGGAUGGCUCCCUGAGGGGCAUGAACAUGCACAAACAUGCUCAGAAUGUGCUGGGACAGUGUGGGUGGGAGGCCAGGGCUCUGGAAUCCAUGCAUCCCCCAGGGCCAGGGAGCUGCUCUUGGAGAGUCGGUGAGUAGAUGUGUUGCCUUGCAAAUUGCUUCCCCAGGUGGACGCUGACUGUGCAUCACCCCACUCCCAAUAGCUCCUCCGCUGACUUGCUUACAUAGUUGAGAAUAAGAACCAGCUCUUUGGGGGGGGGGGAGUAAGAGAGGAAAGUGUGGCAGGAGACCCUGGAUUUCAGGUGAAUUCUUGGUGUCAGCUUUUCUACUCUUUGGCGAUGCUGUUCCUCAUAAUUCUGGACUUGGUAGUGGGGAGGGGAUUUGGAAAGAAGGCCUUCUAUUCACGUAAAACUGCUGUUAACUUAAAAAUAAAUAGCUUCUGAUUCAAA
Messenger RNA from Phacochoerus africanus (Common warthog), 2265 nucleotides. It is a transcript of the gene GCNT3, whose product is annotated as glucosaminyl (N-acetyl) transferase 3, mucin type. Gene Ontology annotation, cellular component: membrane. The record is from RefSeq and is a predicted model, not a curated record. NCBI's taxonomy places the organism in Eukaryota, Metazoa, Chordata, Mammalia, Artiodactyla, Suidae. Gene Ontology annotation, molecular function: acetylglucosaminyltransferase activity. The coding region runs from base 494 to 1816 and encodes 440 amino acids. The transcript is spliced from 3 exons.